Molecule: messenger RNA, 1763 nt
Organism: Dinoponera quadriceps
Lineage: Eukaryota; Metazoa; Arthropoda; Insecta; Hymenoptera; Formicidae
Product: methyltransferase-like protein 17, mitochondrial
Exons: 10
Coding region: 344-1726 (460 amino acids)
Biological process (GO): translation
Cellular component (GO): mitochondrial small ribosomal subunit
Molecular function (GO): structural constituent of ribosome; methyltransferase activity
Source: RefSeq, a predicted model, not a curated record
AGUCAUCGACGAUCGCUCGAUAUCACAACGCGAGUUGACGGGAUGAUACGCUCAGGCGGGAUCAUCGCGAGUUAUUUUCGGAGCGACGGCCGCCGGACCGGACGACGCGUAUAGACGCAUGCUUGGACUCGUUUUUAGAGGUUAUGUUGAUUCGCAGAUUCACGUCGAGUUCGACGCGCAGCAUCCAGGAUUCCCGCGAUAACACGGCGCAACGAGGUGUCAGAGAAAAAUGUUGUGUAUCUCGUACGUGAGAUCUGUCUGAGGUUUUCAUAUCCGAACGUUUUGAGGAGGUGAAUUUCUGCAAAUUUGUUGACCUGUUGAUAUUGUUAUAUUUAUCGUAAAUAUGGGGAAACUGGUUGCAUCGAGGAUACGUUUUAUGACAUUUACAUUCUUGCGACAUUUUUCAGCAAAGCCAAAGACGACACCUGAGAUGAUUUCCUCUCUGGUGUUUAACGAGGAUUUAAAGCAUAGAAAUCAUCCAGGCAUUAUUAAACCCAGGACACCGACAUUUCCCGAAUGGACAUUGAAAGAAAUAUCUAAUAUUUUGGCAGAUCACCAGAUAUCCUUGAAGGAGAUUAAAGAGAGCGCGGAGAAAUUACUCAAUCACUUGAAUGGUCGUCAUCAGCCCAUACAAGAAGCAAAGCUGUACGAGAAGCUGUUAAAAGUGGAGAAAUGUUUGAACGUUAAUAAGGAUGACGAUGAGAAAGUGAGCAUAGAGGAUAUAGAUUUCAAGAAGAAUAGAAGAGCUAAACUUCUCCUGAAGCAAAAUGUCUACAACUGGCAACCGAUAAAUUUUGACAAACUCACUUGCCUGACAUACAUGGUAGGUAGAAUUGUUCAACAUUAUGCGGUCUCGCACAAAAUUCUAAAAGAGAUCAGAAUACGUGAUGAAGACUUCAAGCCUCAGACAUUGUUUGACUUCGGUUCCGGCCUCGGUACGGUCACAUGGGCAGCUUCUGAGAUUUGGCCAAAUUCGCUGAAGGAAUACCUGUGCAUAGAGACGUCGAAACCGAUGAUCGAAUUGUCUGAGAGAUUGGCGAAAGUUGCCAAACCUAAAAUCAAGAAUAUCUUUCACCGAGAAUAUUUCCCGGCAUCUCCCAAUCCUACCUACGAUAUCGUAGUGAGCGCGUAUUCCUUAUUCGAGUUGCCCGGUACGGAAUCACGUCUCGAAACUAUAUUAAAGCUCUGGCAGAAAACUGAACGCUACCUCAUUAUUGUAGAGCAAGGAACCAAUGCGGGAUUCGAGUUAGUGAACGAAGCGCGGGACUUAGUCCUCAGAUACACGAAAUCGAAGUACCGGCGCGGCGAUCAGCAAAACGCCUACGUAUUUUCACCUUGCCCGCACGACUUGAAGUGUCCGAGAUUCGGCGAGAAGACUCCGUGCAACUUCAACGUUCUGUACCACCCUCUGCCGUUUCUGAAAAAGCCGCAACACAAGUCGGAAAAUUAUUCCUACGUCGUGCUGAAGAAAGAUAAACGUCCGGAGAACGACGAGCAGUGGCCGAGGAUCGUGCGGGCUACGUUGUGUCGCGGCAAGCACACGAUCUGCCGCAUGUGCGUCGCCAGCGGCGAACUGAGGGAGGAGAUCUUCACGAAGUGGAAGCACGGAAGGGAUGUAUACCGUUGCGCAAGGAACAGCAAGUGGGGCGACAGGCUGCCGAUACAUUACAAGGAGCUGGAGGAUAUUCCGGAAGGGAAUGACACCGGAGAAAGUGCUGUAGAAUGAGGAAAUAAAAUUAAACAUCUGAGCUUUAAGAAAUUAA